UAUUAUCCAACUUUAAAACCUGUUCUUGUUUUUCUGCGGUCGUUUCAUUUAACAUUCUUAUAACUACUGCUGUAACACUCCCUAUGUGUUUGUAUACGUAGCCAAUAUGACAACCUCUAUCUUAAGUUUGGAUAAUAUGAAUCAAAACUUAAAGGAAUGGAAUUUCCCUGGCCUAGUUUGGUCGUUGCCGCAGGCAACCACUUGGAAAAAGAACUGGAAAUGGGCAAACUGUUUCCUUUUCCUAAUGUCAUCCAUAGUCACGCUGGAGACCCACAGGGAAUGGGGCAGAAACCCUUAACCUUCUUCCAGCAAGUUAUGUCACUGUGCAUUAAUCCCAGCUUACUGGAUGAUGAAAACUUCCCCCCAGAUGCAAAACAGCGUGCACGAAUCUUUCUAGCCAAUUGUAAAGGACAUAGCCUAGAAAUUUGCUUAGAACUUCACCUUCUGCUAUAGCCUAUGUUAAGCAUGACCCCAGAGACUCGUUAAUCCUGGAUGAAGACUAGCGUUGAAACAUUCAUGUUUUUGAACUUGGUCCUUCUGGGUAGCUAACUCCUUGAAAUUGUAUUGGAAUUGGUUGAUACUAAA
Molecule: messenger RNA, 585 nt
Organism: Limulus polyphemus (Atlantic horseshoe crab)
Lineage: Eukaryota; Metazoa; Arthropoda; Merostomata; Xiphosura; Limulidae
Product: alanine aminotransferase 1-like
Exons: 4
Coding region: 157-453 (98 amino acids)
Molecular function (GO): L-alanine:2-oxoglutarate transaminase activity
Source: RefSeq, a predicted model, not a curated record